Molecule: messenger RNA, 1047 nt
Organism: Maylandia zebra (zebra mbuna)
Lineage: Eukaryota; Metazoa; Chordata; Actinopteri; Cichliformes; Cichlidae
Product: immunoglobulin kappa light chain-like
Biological process (GO): response to bacterium
Source: RefSeq, a predicted model, not a curated record
AUGGUGUCUUCAGUGUUUGUCUUCAGGCUUCUGUGCCUGUUCUUGGGAAAAAUGGUUCAGAUGACAGAGUCGCAAAUGUUCUCAUCUGUUCAUCAAGAGUCUCGUUUCAUAUCAGCUCAAGUUGGUGGAAACCUGACAUUAAAAUGUUUCCAUGAUGGUGACAGGUCUGCAAGACUUUACUGGUUUAAGCAAAAUCUGGGACAAAAACCAAAGAUCAUCUCUCACUUUUUCAAAUAUAAUGUGAACAACUCUUUUAGUGAAGAGCUCAAGAACAACCCACGCUUCACACUGGAUACACAAGACGGCAAAUAUCACUUGACGAUCAAGGAUUUGCAAGUUUCAGACUCAGCUUCUUACUACUGUGUUUACUAUUUAUACACUUUAACCUUUUUAGAAAACAUCAUCAUCAGUGUAAAAGGUUCAGGUGUGAACAUCAAAGCUGUGGUCCAACAGUCAGCAUCUGAGACCAUCCAGCCAGGAGGCUCCGUGACCCUGAACUGUACAGUACACACUGGGACCUGUGAUGGAGAGCACAGUGUUUACUGGUUCAAAGACUCAGGCGAAUCCCAUCCUGGACUCAUUUACACACAUUUGGGCAGAAACGAUCAGUGUGAUAACAAACCCAGCACACAAACGCACACCUGUGUCUACAGCUUGCCAAUGAGUAACCUGAGUGUUUCUCAUGCUGGGACCUACUACUGUGCUGUUACCUCAUGUGGACACAUACUAUUUGGAAAUGGGACCAAGCUGGAGCCUAAAGGCACGUUUAAUUCUCAGGGCUUGGUGUAUUUCUUGAGCGGAGCUUUGACAUUCAGCUCCAUCCUCAGUGUUUUACUGGGAUACUUGCUGUACAAGACAAACAAAAGAAACAGACACCAAUCGACAGAAUCUCAAGCAAGAUUUUCAGGCCCCGCAACAAGUUCGGAGGGGUACCAGCAUGCUGACAGCCUUCAUUAUGCUGCUUUAAGCAUUAAAAUCCCCAAGAGAUCAAGAACACAGAGAAACAACACCGACGAUGAAUGUGUUUACUCUGCUAUAAACAAAUAA